Molecule: messenger RNA, 519 nt
Organism: Guillardia theta CCMP2712
Lineage: Eukaryota; Cryptophyceae; Pyrenomonadales; Geminigeraceae
Exons: 2
Source: RefSeq, a predicted model, not a curated record
UUUCCAACCUUACCAGCAUCCAUGAAUCGCGUGGCGGAGUUUGUCUUGGCUUCAGUCCUGCAUCAUGUUGAUUUUCUCAAAGCGAAUCUUGAACCACAGCAUAUUCUAUGGCAAUCUACCUUGUUUCGUGAACAAGAAUGUCUUGUCGCAUUGAAGUCCAAGGUUGUGUGCUGUAUGCCCAAGGAAGCGAGAGGCAGAAUGGAAUCUACAGGAAUCCCUCCUCAUGUACAACAAUACAUACAGAGUGACGAGCUUUUGUCAUCUCUUUCCAAGAUACAGCAGGACAUGGUUGAAAUGAACCAAUACAUGAACAGAUUUAGGCAACAGCAAAGCGACAUUAUGCUGACCGAGGAGUUUGGAACCGCUAUGGUGGUAUGGAACAUGUGGUUUUGUGGGAACGCGAGCAAACGGAUCCCACCGCUCCGGCUUGUAUCUGCGAGUUCGUUGAAUGGCAAAAACAACAAAAAAAGAUUCUCAGACAUCAAAUUCCUUGUUGAGAGCUUUGAAAAGCACGCGAGG